AUGCGCACAACACAAUGGGUGUGUCAACGAUGCGCCUUCGCUUUGAGGAGCUCUGCUGCUGGCCGAGGCCAAUUACCUCGGCCUGUGCAAUUGCUGUCUCGUAGAUAUGCGACCAACGAUGCUACGACUGCGACGACCCUUCCACCAGCCCUGCUGCAACGCGCCCGCAACAUUGCCGCCGAGCACAAAGACUUGCAAACCACCUUGGCAGAGGAUUUUGACGCAAAGGCCGCGAAACGACUGGGCGAUCUGAGCAGGGUCGCGAAUGCCCUGGCAGAAUGGGACACGGCGCGAUCGUCUCUAGAGGAGCUCAACUCCCUCAUCUCGUCCCCGGAUUCCGACAAGGAGCUCCAGGCACUGGCACGAGAUGAGCUCGAAACGACGCAUGCCUCAUUGGCAAACAUGACGAAUGCCCUGACAGCUUCAUUGACGCCGCGCGAUCCUUACGCAGACAUGCCAUGUCUGUUGGAAAUACGACCUGGUCCAGGUGGGCAGGAGGGUCGCUACUUUGCCGACGCCCUCUUCAAAAUGUACCGCGCGUAUUGUGCUCGCGUAGGAAUACGAACCAACAUUGUAAAAUACGAAACAGUGGACGGCGGAGAGACUCAAGGAGGCGCCGGCUCAGAAACACCCCUCAGCGAAGCAGUCAUUGAGAUUCUCGACACGGGCGCAUACGACCGGUUCCGCGGUGAGGCGGGCAUGCACCGUGUGCAGCGUGUUCCCGCCACCGAGACCAAGGGGCGGACGCACACGAGUGCCGUUGCCGUCUGGGUUCUGCCCAGUUUCCCCGAGGGUGGCUCCGAAGCCGAAGCCGACUUCAACGACCCAACGUCCGAUUUCUACAUUGACCCUAAGGAGGUCAGGGCGGAGAAGAUGCGAGCUGGUGGUGCCGGAGGACAACAUGUCAACAAGACCGAAUCCGCCAUUCGUCUAACGCACGUACCUACCGGAACAGUGGUUUCGAUACAAGAUUCACGAUCGCAGCAUCAAAACAGAGACAAGGCAUGGCAACUUUUGCGAUCCCGCGUAGCUUCACAAAGGAGAGAAGAGAGGGAAGAAAAGGCAGCUACUCUGAGAAACAGCGUCCUCAGUAAGGAAAAGAUCACCAGAGGUGACAAGAUCAGAACAUACAACUACCAGCAGGACCGCUGUACCGAUCACCGAGCUGGUUUCGAUGUACACAAUCUUCCCGAUGUGUUGGCUGGAGGAGAGGUGCUUCAAAAGGUCAUGGAUAGCACCAAGGAAUACCUCGUGGCAAGAGACAUUCGAGCUCUGAUUGCAGAAGAGGAGCUCAUAGCAAAAGAGGAAGAAGCUGCUGCCAAUGGGAAACAAAACAAGAAAUAA
Pestalotiopsis fici W106-1 is the source of this 1344-nucleotide messenger RNA. RefSeq lists its product as uncharacterized. Gene Ontology annotation, molecular function: translation release factor activity. Bases 1 to 1344 code for a protein of 447 amino acids. Gene Ontology annotation, biological process: translational termination. The record is from RefSeq and is a predicted model, not a curated record. NCBI's taxonomy places the organism in Eukaryota, Fungi, Ascomycota, Sordariomycetes, Amphisphaeriales, Sporocadaceae. The transcript has a single exon.